GAGUAGACCGAGUCAUUCGAAGCCGAGUGUUGACCGCGUACGGAGGCCACCGCGUGCGUAGUGCCGGCGUGAGUUGCGUGUGCGUUAGAUAAGCGGUGUUGUCGCCGGUCGGUUGGUCAUCCGUUUUGCUUAAUAUCGAAUGCAGUGACGUGUUUUUCGGGAGGGGGUAGUGUUUAGGCGAGGUGCGACCCGAUAAGAGAUUAGCGCGUGAGGCCACCCGCCACGCGCUGUGAGAAUGGCGACCGAAAAGACGCACCCUAGCACAUCGCUUACGAACCUUCCGACCGACGACGAUGAGGUGCUGCGCGGUAUGCUUAGCCGGCGCUACCAUUACGCCAAGGCGCACACGACCAGCACCUAUCAGCACACCUUCCGGAAAAAGUCCCGCUGGGAGCUGAUCCGGUUGUCGCUGCUGAUCGUCGGUAUCGAGUGUACGUACGCGACGGAGACAGCGUUCGUGGCACCGAUCCUGCUGGCCAUCGGUUUACCGCACACGGUGAUGACGAUGAUGUGGGCAAUGCCACCGAUCAUCGGUGUACUGUUUGUGCCGGUCGUCGCUUCGGUCAGUGAUCGGUUGCGGCUCAGGUGGGGCCGCCGACGGCCCGUUCUGCUCGUACUCGGCACGGCGAUGCUCCUGGGUAUGAUGUUGCUACCGCAUGGACGCCAGAUCGGUGCGGCGAUCGGAUUGCAGAGCGUGGCGUGGAUUGCAACCAUCACGACGAUCGGUCUCACGACGACUGACUUUGCGGCCGAAGCUUCGAACGGGCUCUGCCGGACGUACGCGAUGGAGGUGUGCACGAUCCGUGAUCAGGCCCGGGUACUCAGCACGAUGAUGCUGAUCGGGGGGAUGGGCGGUAUGCUGGGCUAUCUGUUCGGGGCGAUCGAUUGGAGUGCGUUCGCGAUCGGCCAGUACUUUGUGAGCAAUGAGGCCGCCGUCUUUACCGCCAACUGGUUCGUGCUGCUGGUCGGAUUGGUCAGUACGCUCACGAGCUUCCCGGAGAUUCCGCUACCGGUGCAGGAAGCGGACGAACUGCUUCGUCCCGUCACGCACCGGAUGCUGCAGCAUGAGGUGAAGCGGUUAAAGGGUGGCGCAGAUGCAGAACAGCUCACCGCGGUACCGGAUCAAACGGAAACGAUCGGUUUCCGGAGGUUCGUGCGCAAUAUGGUCCGGAUGCCGCGUUCGAUGAAGCUGCUCUGCCUCACCCAGUUCCUGUCCCAUAUGGGUUACCUGCCGUACUGCUUGUACUUUACGGAUUUCGUCGCGGCGCAGGUGUACGAUGGUGACGUGCAGGCUCUGGCAGGCUCACGCGAAUUGCUACGCUACGAGGAAGGGUUACGGUUUGCCUGCUGGGGUAUGGCGUUGUUUGCGGCCUCCGCAUCGCUUUACUCGCUCGUAAUUGAGCGGCUGAUUGAACGGUUCGGUGCACGGGCCGUCUACGUCGGUGGGCUAUCCGCUCACUGCAUCGGUAUGUUGGCGAUGGGGUUCGUGCACGAGCGGAGCAUCGUGCUGGUAUGCUGUGCCCUCACCGGCAUCAUGUACGCCACCAUCUACUCGAUACCGUUUCUGCUGAUCUCACACUAUCACUCCAAGAACUCGUUUGCGAUGGAGGACGGCAAGUGCGUGGAAAGUACGGAGGCGCGUGGAUUCGGGGCCGAUGUGUCGAUGAUGAGCAGCGUUCUCUGCCUAGCCCAGCUCAUCGUUUCGCUGGUGAUGGGCGCAUUGAUCGAUGCCGCCGGAACGACGACGGUAAUCAUCUUUACGGCGAGCGGCUGCACUCUGCUGGCGGCCAUCUCCGCGAUGAGCCUUCUCUACAUGGAUCUCUGAAUCGGACGAAACGAAACGAAACGAAUGCCCGGAAUGCUGUUAAUGGGAGGAACACCACUCUGCACCUCGUACCGCCUUCCACCCACUCCAUAAUCGGCUGGCCAGCGCAAUCAUUCCGGUCCAUCCCAGUGCUCCGGCAUUCCGGGUUUUUAAAGUCUUAAUUGAAAUUCAUAUUAAACGCUCUGCGACAAACGGACGCUUGUGUGUGACGCUCGCUGUACGUCAUCCAAUGAUGCUGCUGUUGCUGCUGCUGCUGCUCCGCCGUUGACGAAUGGCCGACGGAAUUAAUUGAUGAUUUUACUUCCCGAUUUCCUCUCUCUCCCUCUCACUAUGUGUGCGGUCCCGGGAGA
This is a messenger RNA of Anopheles darlingi, 2175 nucleotides long. RefSeq names its product proton-associated sugar transporter A-like. Gene Ontology annotation, cellular component: membrane. Lineage: Eukaryota; Metazoa; Arthropoda; Insecta; Diptera; Culicidae. The transcript has 5 exons. The record is from RefSeq and is a predicted model, not a curated record. Gene Ontology annotation, molecular function: sucrose:proton symporter activity. Bases 236 to 1825 code for a protein of 529 amino acids.